This is a messenger RNA of Suillus subaureus, 495 nucleotides long. RefSeq lists its product as uncharacterized. The transcript has 2 exons. The annotation marks the transcript as partial. NCBI's taxonomy places the organism in Eukaryota, Fungi, Basidiomycota, Agaricomycetes, Boletales, Suillaceae. The record is from RefSeq and is a predicted model, not a curated record.
UUUGCUACCAUCUGCACAGCUGGUAUCUCAGUUCAGCAGUGCCUCCCAGCACUGUGGGAUCUUGUUGGCUCAGGCAAUGUCAAAUUUCCAGGCAAGAAGGCAGAGCUAGCAAGCCUCUUCAAGUCAGGCAGUGCUAGUGGGAUGAAAUUUGAGCUUGACCUUGGCCAGUUUAUCAACAUUGAGGGUCCCACUGCCAAGGCUAUUGUCUGUCUUGAAUCCAUGCAGAUUAAUCCAGCCGAUGUUUACAAGUAUUGGCUAGCCAUAUGUGGCUGCAUCAAGCAAGUUUUUGAAGACACUUCAACUGGAUUUGCCAUUGAAGAAAUGGGUCAGAUUUAUACCAUCGUUAAUUCUCACUUCCAUGAGCAACUUCAAGAUGGACCAGCUGACUGCUACCUUGCUGCCCUAUGUUUGGAUCCUCAUAAGUUGCAGUUAUAUCUUCACAAUGCUCGUGCUGAUCCACAGGACAGACUAUGUGCACAGCAUGAUCCUUCAUAA